This is a messenger RNA of Helianthus annuus (common sunflower), 423 nucleotides long. RefSeq lists its product as uncharacterized. NCBI's taxonomy places the organism in Eukaryota, Viridiplantae, Streptophyta, Magnoliopsida, Asterales, Asteraceae. Bases 1 to 423 code for a protein of 140 amino acids. The record is from RefSeq and is a predicted model, not a curated record. The transcript has a single exon.
AUGGCAUAUCUCUUAUUAUAUGUGGAUGACAUUAUCUUGACUGCAUCUGAACCAGGUUUGUUAGCACGCAUUAUUGGUUCCUUGUCUUCCGCCUUUGCCAUGACGGACCUUGGUCGGUUGCAUCACUUUUUGGGCAUCACGGCUACACGUGACAGUAACGGUCUCUUUCUGUCUCAAGCUCAAUACACUAAAGAAAUUUUACAAAGAGCUUCUAUGGCAAAUUGCAAGCCGUGCACUACGCUAGUGGAUACGUCCACUAAACUCAGCGAUACAACCGGCACCUUGUUACAAGAUGGGACGCUAUAUCGUCAACUCGCGGGGCUCUUCAGUAUCUUACCUUCACCCGGCCGAAUAUUACGUAUGCAGUUCAACAAGUCUGUCUAUUUAUGCACGCCCCUCGUGAACCUCAUUUUGCUUUCAUGA